CGCCAUUCGACGCGCUGACGUCAUACGCUCCAGGUACUUUCCCCGCAGUCAGUCGGACUUGGCGUGGAGGCGGGGCGGGGCGCGGAGCGCGCAUGCGCCGCAGCGCCAGCACGCUCCCCUGAUCGUGCGGGGGCCUGAGCCUCUCCGCCGGCACAGGCUCCGCUCGCUCCAGCGGCCAUGUCGACCACCGCCGAGCGGGAAUUUGAGGAGCUGGAUGCCCAGAAUCGUUGGCAGCAGUUGUACUUGGAAAUUCGCAAUGAGUCCCAUGACUAUCCUCAUAGAGUGGCCAAGUUUCCAGAAAACAGAAAUCGAAACAGAUACAGAGAUGUAAGCCCAUAUGAUCACAGUCGAGUUAAACUACAGAAUGCUGAAAAUGAUUAUAUUAAUGCCAGCUUAGUUGACAUAGAAGAGGCACAAAGGAGUUACAUCCUAACACAGGGUCCACUUCCUAAUACAGCUUGCCAUUUCUGGCUCAUGGUUUGGCAGCAAAAGACCAAAGCAGUUGUCAUGCUAAAUCGAGUUGUAGAAAAAGAAUCGGUUAAAUGUGCACAGUACUGGCCAACAAAAGACGACCGAGAGAUGCUGUUUAAAGAAACAGGAUUCAGUGUGAAGUUCUUGUCAGAAGAUGUGAAGUCAUAUUAUACAGUACAUCUACUGCAAUUAGAAAAUAUAAAUAGUGGUGAAACCAGAACAAUAUCUCACUUUCAUUAUACUACCUGGCCAGAUUUUGGAGUCCCCGAAUCACCAGCUUCAUUUCUGAAUUUCUUAUUUAAAGUGAGAGAAUCUGGUUCCCUGAAUCCUGAACAUGGACCUGCAGUGAUCCACUGUAGUGCAGGCAUUGGGCGAUCAGGCACCUUUUCUCUAGUAGAUACUUGUCUUGUUCUGAUGGAAAAAGGAGAUGAUAUUAACAUUAAACAACUGUUACUGAAUAUGAGAAAAUAUCGAAUGGGACUUAUUCAGACACCAGAUCAACUCCGAUUUUCAUAUAUGACUAUAAUAGAAGGAGCAAAGUUUAUAAAAGGAGAUUCAAAUAUACAGAAACAGUGGAAAGAACUUUCUAAAGAAGACUUAUGUCCUGCUUUUGAUCAUUCACCAAACAAAAUAAUGACUGAAAAAUACAAUGGGAACAGGAUAGGACUAGAGGAAGAAAAACUGACAGGUGACAGAUAUACAGGACUAUCCUCUAAAACACAAGAUACUAUGGAGGAGAACAGCGAGAGUGUUCUACGGAAACGAAUUCGAGAAGACAGAAAAGCUAACACGGCUCAGAAGGUGCAGCAGAUGAAACAGAGGCUAAAUGAGACUGAACGAAAAAGGAAAAGGUGGUUAUAUUGGCAACCUAUUCUCACUAAGAUGGGGUUUGUGUCAGUCAUUUUGAUUGGUGCUUUUGUUGGCUGGACACUGUUUUUUCAGCAAAAUGUCCUAUAAAUAAACAAUUUUGCCCAGCAAGCUGCUGCACUAGUAGCCGACAGUGUUGCGUUAAUACCAAGGGUUUGUCUAUUAGCAAACUCCUCAUAACCCAAAAAUGGAGCGGUAGAAUAGACACCAACCAGGUAAAUGAUAUAUUCAGUCCUCAGCCCUACAUCUCAGGGCACUGCCCCCAAACUGUAAACGGCUAUCUAAAAUAAAGACUUUAAUACCUGUUAAAAACUGGUACAUUUUGGAACUGUAUUCAUACAUGUUAAACGUAAUAUUUCACCUGACCAGAUUGAGAAAUCCUUUAUCACAAGGAUUUGUUUUUGAGGCUAUCUGGAUUUUAACCUGCACUUGAUAUAAGCAAUAAAUACCAUGGUUUUAUCUACAUUAUUACUGGAAAGAAAAUGACCUUUAAAUAAUGCGUGUAAUGUAUAAUGUAUUAUUGACGUGGGCAUCAACAUUUUAUAUUCUUAACCG
Messenger RNA from Rhinolophus ferrumequinum (greater horseshoe bat), 1893 nucleotides. RefSeq names its product protein tyrosine phosphatase non-receptor type 2 (gene PTPN2). Gene Ontology annotation, biological process: protein dephosphorylation. Gene Ontology annotation, molecular function: protein tyrosine phosphatase activity. Bases 178 to 1428 code for a protein of 416 amino acids. The transcript has 9 exons. The record is from RefSeq and is a predicted model, not a curated record. Lineage: Eukaryota; Metazoa; Chordata; Mammalia; Chiroptera; Rhinolophidae.